CUCUUGAGCAAGCAAAGAUCCCCUUUAUAUUCUUCAUUCCUCUGGGGUGCUGCACAACGAAACUCACAGAAGAAAGAAGAAAAAGAAGCGAAACUAAAGUCAGCAUUCGAAAAAGAUGAGUAGCAUCGGUACAGGUUACGAUCUAUCGGUCACCACUUUCUCCCCUGAUGGCCGCGUUUUCCAGAUCGAGUAUGCCGCUAAAGCCGUCGACAACAGCGGGACUGUUAUUGGGAUCAAGUGCAAAGAUGGGGUUGUGUUGGGCGUUGAGAAGCUUAUUCCGUCGAAAAUGAUGCUUCCGGGUUCCAAUAGAAGAAUACACUCCGUUCAUCGUCACUCUGGGAUGGCUGUAGCAGGAUUAGCAGCUGAUGGCAGACAAAUUGUUGCCAGGGCUAAGUCUGAAGCUACUAACUAUGACAGCGUAUAUGGCGAACCAAUUCCUGUUAAGGAACUUGCUGACCGUGUGGCUAGUUAUGUGCACCUCUGUACGCUAUAUUGGUGGCUCAGACCUUUUGGAUGUGGUGUCAUACUAGGAGGUUAUGACAGGGAUGGACCACAGUUGUACAUGGUUGAACCUUCCGGUGUUUCCUAUAGAUAUUUCGGUGCUGCAAUUGGGAAGGGCAGGCAGGCUGCUAAAACAGAGAUUGAAAAGUUAAAGCUUGCUGAUAUGACAUGUCGACAAGGGGUUAUUGAAGUGGCUAAAAUUAUAUAUGGAGUUCAUGAUGAGGCAAAGGACAAAGAUUUUGAGCUAGAAAUGAGCUGGGUGUGUGAUGAGUCAAACCGCCAACAUGAGAAGGUCCCGGAUGAGCUUCUAGAAGAAGCAAAGGCAGCUGCCAAAGCAGCUCUUGAAGAAAUGGAUGCAGAUUAAUAGACUAGAAAUGUUUAUUUCAAAGUUGCAUUUCAUAACUUGUAAUUGAGCAUUUGGAACAUCUAUAGGAAAUACAAGGCUUCGAUAGUCGGAUUUUGUAUGCUUCUUGAUGAAUUAAUGCCCUUGUUGAUUUCCUGUUACUGGGAGAAUUGUUUUGAAGUUCUUUAGAUUCUGACCUUUAUUGAUUUGUGUUGAAUUCUCUGUCAAAUCCUUUAUGCUAAUGUGCACAUCAUUGAGUUUCCUUUA
Glycine soja is the source of this 1111-nucleotide messenger RNA. RefSeq names its product proteasome subunit alpha type-3. The transcript has 10 exons. NCBI's taxonomy places the organism in Eukaryota, Viridiplantae, Streptophyta, Magnoliopsida, Fabales, Fabaceae. Bases 116 to 865 code for a protein of 249 amino acids. Gene Ontology annotation, biological process: ubiquitin-dependent protein catabolic process. Gene Ontology annotation, cellular component: proteasome core complex, alpha-subunit complex; nucleus; proteasome core complex. The record is from RefSeq and is a predicted model, not a curated record.